CUCAACUAAAAAAACAUGUAUAAAAUAUACGCACAAGAACCGCAAGAUCAUCAAAAAAUCUAUAAAAUAAACACACAUGCACCAUUCUACACCCUCCUCCCUCAAUAAUCAACCAAAAAAACAAAAUUAAGAAAAAAUCAUGUGGGCAAUCCUCUUCUUCCUCCUCCCCUUCCUCCUCAUCCUCUACCUCCAAACCCAACCACCCAAAUCGGGCCGGGCCCCCCGCCCUCCCGGCCCGGCGCAUCUCCCCCUCAUCGGCAACCUCCACCAAUUCGACGGCCGCUACCCCCACACCUAUCUCCACCGCCUCUCCCUCCGAUACGGUCCCCUCGUCUCUCUCCGCCUCGGCUUCCGAAAUGUCCUCGUCAUCUCCUCCGCCAAAAUCGUCCACCAAAUCCAAAAAUCCCACGACGCCACCUUCUCGGGCCGCCCGGCCCUCGUAAGCCUCCAAAAACUCUCCUACAACGGCAUCGACGUUGCCUUCUCCACCCACAAUGACCUUUGGCGCGAGAUGCGUAAGGUCUCGACUCUCCAUCUCUUUAGCCCAAAACAGGCCCAAUCCUUCCGGCCCGUUCGGGAGGAUGAGGUCUCCCGAAUGGUCCGGAGGAUAGCCUCGGAUGCCGCGGCCUCCCGAGCCACGAACCUAAGCGAGAUGAUGAUGAUGCUGACGAGCAACAUGAUAUGCCGAGUGGCGCUCGGGAGGGGGAUAGGGUACGAGGAGGGGGUAGAGUACAAGCGAUUUUUCGAGCUCUUUAACGACGUGCAGGGAGUUCUGACGGGGCUUUUCUUGGAGGAUUAUUUCCCGGGCCUCGGGUGGGUGGAUCGGUUAACCGGGAUGAGGGGGAGGUUGGAGAAGAUCUUUGGGGAGUUGGAUAAGUUUUAUGAGGAGAUGAUUGAGGAGCACUUGGAUUAUGAGAGUAGGCCAAAGAGCAUGGAUGGGGAUAUUUUGGACCUUUUGCUUGGGGUUAAGAGGGAUGGCUUGUCUAGUGUUGACCUCACCAUGGAUCAUGUCAAAGCACUUCUAAUGAACAUCAUAGUAGGAGGCACAGAUGCAAUUGCAGCUGUUGUAGUAUGGGCCAUGACAGUCCUCUUGAAAAACCCAACCAUGAUGAGAAAAGCCCAAUCCGAACUCCGACAGCUCGGUCGAAAGGAACUAAUCUCCGAAACCGAAAUCCCCAAUCUACCCUACCUACGCGCACUCGUCCAAGAAACUUUCCGACUCUACCCGCCGGCCCCACUCCUCGUCCCGCGAGAGACACUCGCAGAGUGCACGAUCGACGGGUACAAAAUCGAGCCCGGGACCACGGUCCAUAUCAACGCUUGGGCCAUGGGGAGGGACCCAGAGUUUUGGGAGAAGCCCAACGAGUUUCGGGCCGAGAGAUUCCUUGAGAGGGAAAUCGACAUCAAGGCCCGUGAUCCAAUGUUGAUCCCAUUUGGAAUGGGCCGAAGGGGUUGCCCUGGGAUGGUGAUGGGGCUAGUGGCCACCGAGCUUGCCCUAGCCAACUUGUUGUAUGCUUUUGAUUGGGAAUUGCCGCGCGGGAUGAAAGAGGAUGAUGUGGAUUUCGAUGUCUUGCCGGGGAUGACGAUGCAUAAGAAGAGCGCGCUUUGCGCGGUGGCCAAAGCCUAUAUUGUGCAUGAUUAGUGGGUUUUUUAAGGUUAUUGUAUUGGAUUUCAGUGAAUAAAUAAAUAGGGAGAGAACCAAUGUCUGCAAGAUAUAUAUACUCUUAUUCUUUUCCCCAAAUGACCACAAAUUGAAGGGGAAAAAAAAAAAUGUUUUCAUUAUCCUUUUCUUGGUGUUUCUGCUUAACCACAUCGAUUAAGCACGACACCAAAUAGAACACUUGAAACCGUAGCAAGCAGAUUUAACAAACCAAAAUGCAGAAACUCAGCAUAAUCAUCGAGCAAUGGAACUGGUAAUCGACAA
Striga asiatica is the source of this 1924-nucleotide messenger RNA. The record is from the annotation of a GenBank genome assembly. NCBI's taxonomy places the organism in Eukaryota, Viridiplantae, Streptophyta, Magnoliopsida, Lamiales, Orobanchaceae.